Messenger RNA from Boleophthalmus pectinirostris (great blue-spotted mudskipper), 984 nucleotides. Its product is annotated as transmembrane protein 163-like. NCBI's taxonomy places the organism in Eukaryota, Metazoa, Chordata, Actinopteri, Gobiiformes, Gobiidae. The coding region runs from base 226 to 828 and encodes 200 amino acids. Gene Ontology annotation, molecular function: zinc ion binding. Gene Ontology annotation, cellular component: synaptic vesicle membrane. The transcript is spliced from 5 exons. The record is from RefSeq and is a predicted model, not a curated record.
GCCCACACCCUCCGGAGCAAAGCCCGGAGUCUGGAGUCAGGUUCAGCGGCAGGAGCUGGAAGAGGAACCCGGAGAGAGGCUGCGGUCCCCGGUGUGCGCAGCGCGGGGGUCCCGGUGCUCACGGACAUUUCGCUCUAGAAUGACGCGGAGAUCCGGGUCUGACACGCUCUGACCCGGGCCGAAGCGGAACAAAGAGGGAUAAACUUGGGCUGAACUCGCGCGCAGAUGUCCUCCAGCCUGGAGCCCACCCCGGAGCUGACGGUGGAGCAGGCCGGGCCGGGAGCGAGGAUGAACGGACACUGGAGCCGCGGGGAGCCCGGGGAGGAGGCGCGGACCGCGGGGGGGAUGAAGGUGACGGACCGAGGCGGCGACGAGGAGCAGCGCGGUCUUCUGGAGUCCAGUCUUCGUCUUAAACCUCAUGAGGCUCAGUCCUGGAGGAGAAAAGCUCUGAUCAUCUCCUGGACCAGUGUCGUCAUAACAACAGGACUGUCAAUCUCUGCCUUUGGUAACACAGAUGACUUCCUGUUGUGCGUCUCUGUCCUCAGUGGGGCGCUCUGUUCUGUUUUGGCCGUAUUCAAAAUGUUCCUGGGUCGAGUUCUGACGAGUCGCGCCCUCAUCACCGACGGUUUUAACUCGUUGGUGGGGGCGCUCAUGGGCUUCUCGAUUCUUCUCGCUGCUCUCGUUUUCCGGAAUCAUCCGGACGUUUGGUUUUUGGACGGAACCUUCGGCGUCUUGAUCAGCGUCGUCAUCCUCACCUACGGCAUCAAGUUGUUGUUGGACAUGAUUCCUCGAGUUCGUCAGACGUCUCAGUACGAGCGAUUCGACUGAGACGCUCUUCCUCUCGCUCAAACUCCCCAAGACCAAAGUCCCAGCGUCCAAGAGUCCAAGAGUCCAAGAGUCCAGGACCUCCAGACCCUUAAACCAGUUUCUCAGUUUUCUCUCUUUUUCUCUUUUUGGUUCUGUUCAGUUUCUGUUUUGAACAAA